AAACAUGAAUCAAAGAUUGCAAAAGAUCCAAAGGCAAAGACAAUUUUUUAUUUCCCAUGGAACAGAACAAUGUCAAAUAGUUAACUCCAUCGUUAACAAUAGCCCUUGCUGUGGGCAUUUAUUCAAUCAGUCUUUAAUUCCUGUUUGACAAGCUUUAUAAGGUUCUUUUUCACCAACUAUCAUAAUGUGGAACAGAUACUUUACCUCCUGCCUCCUACUUUUGCUGCCUUUUAUCAGUCAAAUGGUAUACGGACAAAGAAGAAAAGGAUCAAAGCUAAAUUCACUUGCAAGGAAAAAUGAUCUCCAGGACUCCGUUUGCUUCAUAGAUGUUCUCUUCAUCGUGGACAGUUCUGAAAGUUCUAAAAUUCUCCUGUAUGAUAAGCAGAAAGAUUUUGUGGAUCACUUGAGUGACAAAAUUUUCCAGUUGAUCCCAGGUCGUUCCUUGAAAUAUGACAUCAAAUUGGCAGCCCUUCAGUUUAGCAGCUCUGUCUUUAUUGGUUCACCUUUUUCUGCUUGGAAAGACCUGCAGACAUUUAAGCAGAGGGCCAAGUCUAUGAAUUUAAUUGGGCAAGGUACUUUCUCUUAUUAUGCCAUCUCUAAUGCCACAAGGCUACUUAAGAAGGAAGGACGUAAAGAUGGUGUGAAAGUGGUUUUGCUGAUGACAGAUGGCGUUGAUCAUCCAAAGAAUCCAGAUGUUCAAAGCAUUUCUGAAGAUGCUAGACUUUCAGGAAUAUCAUUCAUCACGAUUGGACUUUCCACUGUAGUCAACGAAGCUAAACUUCGUUUGAUAUCUGGGGAUUCACCCAGCGAACCCAUCCUACUGCUGAGUGAUCCAACUCUUGAAGAUAAAAUUCAAGAUCGCCUGGAUAUUCUGUUUGAAAAGAAGUGUGAACGCAGGAUUUGUGAAUGUGAGAAGGGAGAUCCAGGUGACCCAGGGCCUCCUGGUACACAUGGAAACCCAGGUAUCAAAGGAGAACGAGGACCAAAAGGAAACCCGGGUGAUGCUCAUAAAGGAGAACCCGGAGAAAGAGGUCCUGGGGGAAUUCCUGGAUACAAGGGUGACAAGGGUGAACAAGGAGAAUGUGGUAAACCAGGAAUAAAAGGUGACAAAGGAGCUCCAGGGCCAUAUGGGCCAAAGGGACCCAGAGGACUUCAGGGAAUUGGUGGACCUCCAGGAGAUCCAGGCCCAAAGGGAUUUCAAGGCAAUAAGGGUGAUCCAGGUCCUCCUGGUCCUUAUGGUCCUCCAGGAACCCCUGGUAUUGGACAGCAAGGUAUUAAGGGAGAACGAGGCCAAGAAGGACGAACAGGGGCUCCAGGACCCACCGGAGUUGGGGAGCCAGGACAGCCAGGUCCCCGUGGUCCUGAGGGAGCACCAGGAGAGAGGGGCGUACCUGGAGAAGGAGUUCCAGGCCCAAAGGGUGAAAAGGGUUCUGAAGGACCAGUUGGCCCCCAAGGAUUACAAGGCCUAUCAAUAAAAGGGGACAAGGGGGAUUUGGGACCUGUGGGACCCCAAGGACCAACAGGCAUCCCAGGUGUUGGUAGUCAAGGAGAACAGGGAAUCCAAGGUCCUGUUGGUCCACCUGGUCCACAAGGGCCUCCAGGACAAGGUUUACCUGGUCCCAAGGGAGAAGUGGGGCAGAUGGGACCUACGGGCCCUAGAGGGCCAGUGGGAAUUGGAAUACAGGGUCCAAAGGGGGAGCCAGGCUCCAUAGGGCUCCCAGGACAACCAGGCGUACCCGGAGAAGAUGGAGCGGCAGGGAAGAAGGGAGAAGCCGGGCUUCCAGGAACCAGAGGCCCAGAGGGACCACCUGGAAGAGGACAGCCUGGCUCCAAGGGUGAUGAAGGAAAGAAAGGAAGCAAAGGAAAUCAAGGACAGAGAGGAUUUCCAGGGCCUGAAGGGCCCAAGGGAGAGCCGGGCAUUAUGGGCCCCUUUGGGAUGCCCGGAGCAGCAAUUCCCGGACCACCUGGGCCGAAGGGAGACAGAGGAGGACCUGGGAUCCCUGGAUUUAAAGGAGAACCUGGACUUUCUAUUCGAGGACCAAAGGGUGUCCAAGGCCCUCAGGGACCAGUGGGUGCUCCUGGACUCAAAGGCGAUGGCUACCCUGGUGUGGCUGGACCUCGAGGAUUACCAGGACCCCCUGGACCCAUGGGUUUACGUGGAAUUGGAGACACUGGAGCAAAGGGAGAGCCUGGGGUCAGAGGUCCUCCAGGUCCCACUGGGCCUCGGGGUAUAGGAACCCAAGGGCCAAAGGGUGAUAUUGGACAGAAAGGCUUGCCUGGCCCUCCUGGGCCACCGGGCUAUGGAUCUCAAGGAAUUAAAGGGGAUCAAGGACCUCAAGGAUUUCCAGGGCCAAAAGGUAACAUAGGUCUUGGACUCCCAGGCCAAAAGGGAGAGCAUGGAGAACAGGGUGAUGUGGGAAAGAAAGGUGAAAAAGGGGAAAUCGGAGAGCCUGGAUCCACAGGAAAACAGGGUUUACAAGGACCAAAAGGAGACCUGGGUCUUACAAAAGAAGAAAUUAUCAAACUUAUAUUUGAAAUAUGUGGUUGUGGGCCUAGAUGCCAAGAGACUCCGCUGGAGUUGGUGUUUGUGAUUGACAGUUCCGAGAGUGUGGGACUAGAGAACUUCCAGAUCAUCCAGAAUUUUGUGAAGACUCUGGCUGACCGGGUUGCCCUGGAUCUUGCCACAGCUCGCAUAGGCAUCAUCAAUUACAGCCAUAAAGUGGAGAUGGUGGCCAAUUUGAAGCAGUUCUCCAGCAAGGAUGACUUCAAGCUGGCUGUAGACAACAUGCAGUAUCUGGGGGAAGGCACUUAUACAGCCACUGCUCUUCAAGCAGCCAACGACAUGUUCAAGGACGCAAGGCCGGGUGUAAAGAAGGUAGCUUUGGUCAUCACUGAUGGACAGACAGAUUCCCGAGAUAAAAAGAAACUAACAGAAGUGGUGAAAGAUGCUAAUGAUACCAAUGUGGAGAGAUUUGUGAUUGGAGUAGUGAAGAAAAAUGACCCCAAUUUUGAAAUAUUCUACAAGGAAAUGAGGGUCAUUGCUACUGAUCGAGACCAUGUGUAUCUGUUCGAUGAUUUCCUUACCCUGCAAGACACCCUGAAGCAAAAGUUGUCUAAAAAAAUUUGUGAGGAUUUUGAGUCCUAUUUUCUUCAAGUUUUUGGUACAGUGUCACUUCGACCUGGGCUUGGGAUGUUGGGGGAAGAACUCAAUGAAUCCUCUCUAGAGCCUACAAAAGAAGUUUCUGAGCCAUUCACUGUCUUUGCAGGUCAGGAAAAAGAAAAUGAACCACCUGAGCCUACCUGGGCUGAAAGCUUGGCCACCACUGUCUCCUCCAAGGUUGCCACCACUCCUGGGCCAUCUCUUAGCACCUCUGGGGACAUGAGCACCAGAACUCCAAGUUCUGUUUGGACAUCAGAGGUGGAAAAUUUGGUGCACAAAGAUCCGAGAUGUUUGGAACCCUUGAGGCCUGGGAACUGUGGUGAUUAUGUGGUUCGAUGGUAUUAUGACAAACAGGUCAACUCCUGUGCCCGCUUUUGGUUCAGUGGCUGUAAUGGCUCAGGAAAUCGCUUCUACAGUGAAAAGGACUGUCAAGAUGUCUGCAUUAAAGAAUGAUCAAGUAAACUUGCCUAUCUAUAUUGAAAGUCUGGAAAGAGCACAAUACAAAUGAAGCAAUAUGUUGAAAUAUAUAAGAAUUUAUAAUUUACAAGUUAAUUGAAAUUUCAGUCCACUGUAAGAUGUAGAUAUAUUAACUGCUUAAAAAAGAUUACAAAGCUAAGAAUCUGACACUUUUAGUAGCUUGUCAACUGUCACCCAACUGAAAGUGUGUGAAUUUGGAUUAAGGGGUAUUUAACUUCAGUAUGCAGUUCUGUUUAACAAUGUGUAGUAUGAUUCUUAUACCUGUUUCUUCCUAUUAUUUGUAUUAUGUUGGAUCAAACCCCACCCUGCACAUGCUCCCACUCCCCCAACACUCACACAUCACCCUGUCAGUAAUGAAUGGUAAGUGGUGGGGAAACUUAGGUUUGAACUUCGAGGGGCCAUGUAUGUGCAUGAAUGCUGAGUGAGGAGGGGGAAGAGCGAAGGCAUGUUUACAGCAGAUGCUGUAAAAGUGAUCAUAAAGAGAAAUCAAGCUAAAUAAAAAUUACUUAACUCGAA
This is a messenger RNA of Cavia porcellus (domestic guinea pig), 4153 nucleotides long. It is a transcript of the gene Col28a1, whose product is annotated as collagen type XXVIII alpha 1 chain. NCBI's taxonomy places the organism in Eukaryota, Metazoa, Chordata, Mammalia, Rodentia, Caviidae. The record is from RefSeq and is a predicted model, not a curated record. Gene Ontology annotation, biological process: extracellular matrix organization. Bases 185 to 3613 code for a protein of 1142 amino acids. The transcript is spliced from 35 exons. Gene Ontology annotation, molecular function: serine-type endopeptidase inhibitor activity; extracellular matrix structural constituent conferring tensile strength.